Cynoglossus semilaevis (tongue sole) is the source of this 2913-nucleotide messenger RNA. RefSeq names its product TRIO and F-actin binding protein b (gene triobpb). Gene Ontology annotation, molecular function: actin filament binding. The transcript is spliced from 13 exons. Gene Ontology annotation, biological process: positive regulation of substrate adhesion-dependent cell spreading. Bases 337 to 1992 code for a protein of 551 amino acids. The record is from RefSeq and is a predicted model, not a curated record. Gene Ontology annotation, cellular component: actin cytoskeleton. NCBI's taxonomy places the organism in Eukaryota, Metazoa, Chordata, Actinopteri, Pleuronectiformes, Cynoglossidae.
GUCACACGGAACGCUAGCUUCUACCCGCAUGUGCCACAAAAUUAUAACAAUCGUUCGUUUAAUCGUCCAUUAGCGCCGCCAUGUUGGAUCGGAUUCAAGAACUUUCUUCCUAACGCAGGACGAAGUGGUGUUGACGGUCUGUUUGUGUCAGUUAACAUGGAUUUGAAUGGCGGGGUUUUACUCUUGACAACAGUCCGAGUCUGAAACGCUCUCACCACACGACAAGCUGGCUGUAAAGUUUCACAAGAAGAAGAUUUGUUUCCGUUUUUAAUUUUGUGGUAACUGUUCUUUUCUUUUGUCUUUUUUUUUUAAAACAACUAUCUGGAUUCCGGUACCAUGACGCCUGACCUCCUGAACUUCAAAAAGGGAUGGAUGUCAAAACUGGACAACAGUGGAGAGUGGAAGAAGCACUGGUUCGUUUUGACUGACGCUGGUCUGAAGUACUACAGAGACUCAAACGCGGAAGAGAAAGAUGAUAUGGACGGAGAGAUUGACCUGAAAUCCUGUGUGAAGGUGUCAGAGUUUGAUGUGGAGAAAAACUACGGCUUCCAGAUACAGACGAGGGAGGCGGUCUUCACGUUGUCUGCCAUGACGGCCGGAAUCAGACGGAACUGGAUUGAAGUUCUGAAGAAGUGCAUUCGGCCGAGUAGCUCUCCAGACCUAACUCAAUUACCUGACAGUGGCAGCGAUAAAGAAAAUUCCCACUCACGCUAUCUGCUCUCUUCCCGCCCUUCGACAUUGUCGCGCCACAAUGACGUCCACUCGGAAACCCCGGCCUCCGUUCCCCCCACGCACCGCAGAUUUGACUACGUAGAGCUGUCCCCCGUUCCCAAGUCGUCCACUCCUCUGCCAGCCAAUCAGAGGGAAGCGGGAGAAGGGCAGGGGAGGGAACACACGCAGUGGCAGGAGGAGAGGAGCACCAGCAGCCAGUGGGACGCGGUGUUGUCCAGGAAGGGCACUGGCUCCGGAUCCAACCAAAUGCCACGUGUGGAGAAUGAAAUAGAGAAAAAGUGGGCGGAGUUUGAGCGCAUGCCGUUGAAAGAGAUGAGCGCUCCGCUGCCAAUGGGAUCACGGCCCUCCGGCCAGUCAGCCAAUGAGGCGCUGCAGAGGGAGGUGGCGUCACUGAGGCACCAGCUGGAGGGUCUACAACGGGGGAUGAGAGGUUCGGGGGGAGGGUGUGGGGGAGGAGAGGGAGGUACGAGGAACGGCUGUGGCCCUGACGCCACCUGUGGGCGCAGCCUUGCAGCCAUGGAACGAGCUCAGCGACAUGCGCUAGAGGAGCUGCAGAGGCAGCAUGAACGUCAGGUGAAGGAGCUGCAGAUGGAGAAGGACAGGCUGCUGCAGGAGGAGACGCAGGACACAGCGAGAGUGAUGGAGGCUUUGAGGAAAAAACACAAGGAGGAGCUGGAGAGGGAGGUGGAGAAGGUCAAGAGGUUAAGCAGCGGGGUCGUCGACUCACAGACUUUACAGGUUCAGCAACAGGCUGAAUGGCAGUCGUUGCAGCGGGAGUUGUUGGGACUGUCGGAGCGCUACUCUCAGAAGUGUCUGGAACUGAACCGAGCUGAACAGAGCAGCGCGGAGAGAGAGAGGGAGAUCAGCCACAAGGAGAGAGACAUGGAGCAGCUGAGGAGGGAGAAUCAGGACUUAAAGACUCGUCUGACGGAGGAGAUCGGUCGACUGCAGAGCAGCGUCAAAGCUCAGGGUUCAAAAGACAAGAGAGACAGAACGCUGUGUGAACUAGAGGUUCUUCUCAGGAUGAAAAAGAAUGAAAUAGAGUAUUUACACCAAGAAAUCAGCUGUCUGAGGAAUGAAAUGCAGUUUCUAAACACGGAGAAGCAGCAGGCCUGUGAGAAAUACAAGGAGGUGCAGGAGGAGCUGAGCGGCAUGAAGGGCCGCAGCGAGAGGGAGAUCCAGAGUCUGAAGGAGCACCUGAGGCUGGCCAUGGCUGCACUGCAGGAGGGACAGCAGCUGAGCAACAGCCUGGAACACUGAGAACUGCUGCAGCCGCUGCUGCUGCUGCUGGUGCCAACGCAGUUGUCGACGGGUGACUAGAACAACCAGUGAUGGUGGAGGACAGUCGAUGACUGUUGGACUAUGUGAGGACUAUCAUCGUGCCUUAAUCAAUCAGUAAUCAAUCAUCCUGCCAACCUGCAGCGUAGAGCAGCUGUUUGUUGGUUUCGUUACACUGGGCUCCACAUCGUCGUCAUCAUGUAUAAAUAAAAAGAAAAAAAAACUGCACUUUUUUUUUUAAUCCUAGCUUUUGUAUGUCGAGGCUUGUUUGAGUGAGAAUUUUUGUCAGAAAACUGGAACUCUUAUAUUUUUACCACUUGUUGUAAAUACAGAUUUCAUGCUGCGUCAGCUUUUUUUUGUGGGACAAACGUCUUAUUGCCACUGUCUGAGUGAACACAGUCACAGGAGACAGGCUGCUGUCGUCACACUUUCCUGUUGUACAGUUUCUGGUUUGUGUUUCUUAGGAAACAGGAGCUGUCCAUGUGGUGAUGCUGAGGAACGUUAGAGAAACAUCUAUUGGGGUCAACUAUUCAUGUGCGUGUGUGUGUAUGAGAGAUGGGGGGGGGGCUGCUGUCAUAAGCUGAUGAACAGAUGCUGUCAAACAUCAGUUACUCUAUUAUUAUUAUUUUUUAAAACAUUGGCUGAGAAGAAACAUCUAUGGAGCUUCCAGUUUCCCCCCCUCUGGAAAUGGCAUGUAGUGAAUGUGCCACACCCACAACCCAUGACAGGCAUUGCAUUGAUGAGCCAAUUUUUAUUAUUGACAGUAUGUAUUGUGAUAAAAAUGACUUGUCUACCUACUUUUUAAAAUAACUUUUUUUCAUAUUUAAUGUACUGAAGAGUUUGUAUUGUCUUUGUAAAUUAUAUGCAUUUUUUGCAAUCAAUUAAAAAAAAGUUAUACAAAAA